AGAGAGAGGAGGAGGGGGUUUGCUUGCAGAGCAGAGGAUGAGGAUGCACCGUGAAGGGGAUGUUGCAGAGGAGGCUGCAGGGAGGCAAAAACAAACAGGAGAACAGGCUGUGUGAUCCAGGUCUCAAGAUGUAGGAGCUGCAUCAGAAGAGCCCUCAGACCAGACUGUGUGUGUGUGUGCGCGUGUGUGCGUGUGUGUGUGUGUGUGUGUGUAUGUGUGUGAACGCACCAUAACAUCAGCAGACUUGUUGUGUGUCAAGGAUAGUGAAGGUGGAGAGGCGCAACCUGAGAAGCCCCCCUCCCUCCUGCACUUCCACAGAGGAUGAAAGAUUAGUCCUUAUUCAGCAAGGAGCCUGAGCAUCACUCUGAGGAUCAGAUGUUGUCCACAGCUCAGCAGAUGCUGCAGGAUAGCCGCUCCAAGAUCGAGCUGAUCCGGCUGCAGAUUAUCAGAGUCACCCAGGCUGGCAGCAGCAGCAGCGGCGGAGGAGGUGGAGGAGGAGGAGGAGGAGGAGGAGGUGAUGAUGGUGGUGGUAGCAACCACAACAGCUCCAUCAACAGAGGAGUGUCUCCGGUCACUGUCCCUCCUGUGGACGCUCGUCUGGCAGAGCUGCAGCACCUCAUGCAGAGAGAGACAGAUGCUCUGGUGCUGGCCAAAGAUGUGGUGAAGCAGCUGGAAGGGAUUUCCUCGCUGGACCAGAAGGCGCUGACCGAGGCUCAGUCCCGGGUGCACGAGUCCUCCCAGAAGCUGGACCUUCUGCGACUGUCCCUGGAGAAAUGCCCGAACGAGAAGAGCCCGGAGCCCGAAACACAGCAGCCUGCAGGGGGCGUCCACCCCUCACAGGGACCCCCUUCCUCCCAACACCAGAGACCUGGAUGUCCCCUGUCCACCUCCCCGUCCGUCUUCUCCAUCAGACCGGCCUCCUUAACUGGUAAACUUGAAGUGAAGCUCCUCGGAUGUGAGGAUUUACUGAAACCUCGGACAAACUCAGAGCACGAGAAGUCUGGGGACGGUUCAUCAGCUGCUCACAGGACAGAGGGACAUCAGGCAGAGAUCAGUGCGGUGCUCAGGCUGGACGGCAGAGUGGUCGGCCGGACACGGUGGGCGGCCGUCAGCAGACUGAGCUGGGAUCAGACGUUCUGCAUCCAGCUGGAGCGGUCUCGAGAGCUGGAGGUCAGUGUCCUCUGGCGGGACCGGAGGGCGAUGUGUGCCGUCAAGUUCCUGCGACUGGAGGAGAUGCUGGAGAACCAGAACCACCACCAGGGUCUGAGCCUGGAGCCGCAGGGCCUCCUCUACGCCAAGCUUCGGUUCAUCGACGCGGUCGUUGAGCCGAAACUGAGACGUCAGCGAUGCAUCUUCACUAAAGAACGAGGGAAGAACUUCCUCAGAGCUGCUCAGAUGAACAUGAACUUCGCCACAUGGGGUCACCUGAUGAUGAGCAUCCUCCCCCACUACAGCUCCUUCACCACCUUCAGCUCGUCCCUCUGUGCGACCCCCGACCUGACGGCAACCAGCGGCCCGCGGGCCAACGAGAGGGCGCCCCGGGUCGGCGCUCCACUGCCGGGGUCAGAGGCCAACCGAGCGUGCAGUGAAGCUCCGGUCAUCAGACUCAGCAUCACCGAGGAGCAGCCUCCGACCUCCAGCCUGCAGCGGAGAGACGAGCCCCCCACCGUCAUCACCGCGGAACACAUCGACACCUCACCUGCGCCUCCGCUGCAGGAAACACCGUCGUCCAUGAACAACACAGAGGAAAGUGAAGACCAGCCUGUACCUGCUCUCAAGAUGCACAGGGAGGAUUUCAAAUAUAUUUCGGUUCUGGGCCGGGGACACUUCGGGAAGGUUCUGCUGGCAGAGUUCAAGAAGACAGGCAAACUGUACGCCAUCAAAGCCUUGAAGAAAAGAGAGAUCGUGACUCGAGAUGAAGUGGACAGUCUCAUGAGUGAGAAAAGGAUCUUUGAGAUGAUCAACGCGUCCCGACAUCCGUUCCUGGUCAACCUCCACGGCUGCUUCCAGACCAGCGACCACGUCUGCUUCGUUAUGGAGUAUUUACCCGGCGGCGACCUCAUGAUUCACAUCCACAACAACGUGUUCACCGAGGCCCAGACCAGGUUUUAUUCAGCGUGUGUUCUUUUGGGUUUAGAGUUCCUGCACCUGAAUAAAAUCAUCUAUCGAGAUCUGAAGCUCGACAACUUGCUGAUGGACGCUGAUGGAUUUGUGAAAAUCACAGACUUUGGACUUUGUAAAGAAGGGAUGGGUCACGGAGAUCGGACCUCGACCUUCUGCGGGACCCCGGAGUUUCUGGCCCCCGAGGUCCUGACAGACGACAACUACACCCGAGCGGUGGACUGGUGGGGGAUGGGUGUCCUGAUCUACGAGAUGCUUGUGGGCGAGUCUCCGUUCCCUGGUGAGGAUGAGGAGGAGGUGUUUGACAGCAUCGUCAACGAUGACGUUCAGUAUCCCACUUCUCUUCCUCCUGACGCCGUCUCCAUCAUCCAGAAGCUGCUGAAGAGAAAUCCUCUGAAGAGACUCGGAGCUGGAGAGAGAGACGCCAACGAGUUGAAGGGAGAGAAAUUCUUUGAGCCCAUCGACUGGGAGGCCCUGUUGGCCAAGAAGGUCAAACCUCCGUUCCUGCCGUCAAUCACAGAGUCCAUGGACGUCAGCAACUUCGACAGCGAGUUCACUCGACUGCAGCCGAUCCUGUCGCCUCCCUGCAAACCCUCCGGCCUCUCUGCCGAGCAGCAGGAGGCCUUCGCAGACUUCGACUUCUGCGCCUUGCACGGAUGACAGACGAGCGGAGGAGGGAAACAAACUGUUAUUAUGAGGCUGAGGCGUUCGUCCACAUUGGCGAGUAACCAACCAUCUUCACCGAGGUAGAACUGAUCUCCUAAUUAUCUUCAGUAGAAACAUUAAAGUGCGUCUGGUUUCACUUUGAGCAAACACUUGGACCUUUUACAUCUUUUGCUCUAUUAGUUGAUUAAUGAGUCAGAUGACAUCAAAUCAAUCCAGGACAGUUUAAAUAUUUGCCUUUCCUUCAUUUUUCUCAGCAGCUAUUUUGACGUGAAAUUAAAAGUAAACACCAGAGUCAAGGUUCUGUACCCGAACACAACUGAUGUUCUUGAUGAAUGUGUUUCCUUACACGUGUGUUCACCUAAUAUCACGUGUCAAAAUGGCUGCCGUCGGGACUCGGGUAACACGUACCAGUCGUUAGUUUUUUGACAGACCUUCAAUUCCUUCGGAGUACAGUGAAGUACGCAGUGUACUGAAUAUAACACAUGAGCACUUCAUCCUCUGCAGCAGUAGAAAACUUCACCCAACUGCCACUUGAAGAAAGUUUCCCGCUCUGGUCUUGAGACGCCUCACGCGAUCUCCAUGGCUGACUCCACCGACUGUUGAACGUCUCUCAUCCCGUCGACACCGGGUCGUCGAUCAGGCAGCUUCUCCUUCUUUCUGUUUCUUUUCGAACAAAGACGGUGAUUGUAGAUCUUUAUAUUCUCUUUAUAUGUCGUCGUCUGCUCCUGAUGCUGAAAACUCAUUCACGAGACGAGUUCAGGUGAAACGUACAGACAGAGGAAAAGCUUGAGGAGUUUACAUCGGUUUCUGCUCCUUCAUUCAACAUCUUUAUUCCUUCUUGGAUUUUUAUUUCAGUCCUGGAGUUAAAUUCACCGGGUUUCACAGUCCUGUGGUUGACCGUCUCCUCCAGACUCAUAUGAGGUCACCGUGACCUUUGAUUUCUAAUCUGUGAGUCAACAUUUAUACCAAACGUUAAAGGACCUUUGACUCAUCUCCCAAAUUCUAAUCCGUUCAUCUUGAGUCAAACUUGACGUUUGUACCGGAUUUGAAGAAAUUCCCUGAAGGUGUCCCUGAGAUAUCGUGUUCACGAGAAUGAGGUGGACGGACGGACAACCCAAGGACGUGAUGGCUCCGGCCUCUGGGUUUGAUUUGUUUUAUUUCCAUUCUUCCGAAUAUACGAAACUCUUCGAGGCUCCUGUGAGUUGGAGACUCCGCUUGCUUUGUGGCCUUUGCUUAUUAAGUUGAUUUGAAUCGUUCAGAGGGUUAGUUGCCGUUUCUAUGCAUCACUGUGACAGG
Paralichthys olivaceus (Japanese flounder) is the source of this 4083-nucleotide messenger RNA. Its product is annotated as serine/threonine-protein kinase N2-like. Gene Ontology annotation, molecular function: protein serine/threonine kinase activity; ATP binding. Gene Ontology annotation, biological process: signal transduction; protein phosphorylation. Gene Ontology annotation, cellular component: nucleus; cytoplasm. NCBI's taxonomy places the organism in Eukaryota, Metazoa, Chordata, Actinopteri, Pleuronectiformes, Paralichthyidae. The record is from RefSeq and is a predicted model, not a curated record.